Ceratotherium simum simum (southern white rhinoceros) is the source of this 483-nucleotide messenger RNA. RefSeq names its product olfactory receptor 2S2. The record is from RefSeq and is a predicted model, not a curated record. Gene Ontology annotation, molecular function: olfactory receptor activity; G protein-coupled receptor activity. NCBI's taxonomy places the organism in Eukaryota, Metazoa, Chordata, Mammalia, Perissodactyla, Rhinocerotidae. Gene Ontology annotation, biological process: G protein-coupled receptor signaling pathway. Gene Ontology annotation, cellular component: membrane.
AUGGACAGGUCCAAUCGGACCUCCUCCAUGGUGGAGUUCAUUCUCUUGGGCCUCUCAACCCACCCAAGGCUGGAGAAAACAUUCUUUGUGCUCAUCCUGCUGAUGUACUUGGUGAUCUUACUGGGCAAUGGGGUCCUCAUCCUGGUGACCAUCCUUGACUCUCGCCUACACACACCCAUGUACUUCUUCCUGGGGAACCUCUCCUUCCUGGACAUCUGCUACACAACCUCCUCAGUCCCUCUGGUCCUGGAUGGCUUCCUCACUCCCAGGAAAACCAUCUCCUUCUCAGCCUGUGCUGUACAGAUGUUUCUCUCCUUCACCAUGGCAGGGACAGAGUGUGUGCUUCUGAGCAUGAUGGCGUUUGAUCGCUAUGUGGCCAUCUGCAAUCCCCUUAGAUACACUAUGGUCAUGAGCAAGGCUGCCUACGUGCCCAUGGCUGCCAGCUCCUGGGCUAUUGGUGGUGCUGCUUCUGUGCUUCGGUAG